AACUAUUCAUGAAUGUUCAUCAAUGAACAAAAUGUUAAAUUUUGUAUAACUAAAAAACGGAAACAACUUUUAAUAUGAAUACAUCAUUAAAAAAAAAAUAGAAUAUUGUACAUAACAUAGGUAGUCGAUAUUGUCGCCAAUUGUAUUCUAAGUAAAUUUUACAAGAAUUGCACGAUUGUUAUGAAGAAACCGUGCAAAACUAUUAUCUCAUAAUCGGUAAAAUGUUCAUGCCAAGUUAGAAAACUACACAAUUUUCAGCAUUUAAUAUGGAAGAAAGUCAAGAUACUGAAAAUAUUAUAGCAGACCUGGAAAACACGUCUUUAGUCGAAUCGGAACCAGAAGUAUCAAUUGUCAACGAAAAUAGCGAGUCAAACGAAUUAGCAACAGAAAAUGUAAACGUUAAUUUACAUGAAAAUUUAUUUGAAAAACUUAAAGAGAACAAUAAACAUGUAUUUGUGUUGAGCACAGCUGGCAAACCCAUUUACACGCGUUAUGGAAAUGAAAACCAAAUGGCUUCCCUGUUUGGCUUAAUGAUAGCGUUAGUAUCGGUUACACAAGAUUCUAACGAUACAUUACAAUCAGUGUAUUGCGGACCAACCAGAAUAGUUUUUUUAAAUAAUGAUCCGAUCAUAUUAGUUGGUGUAUCUCAGACUUCUGAACCUUACGAUAGAAUCAAAAAACAGUUAACGUACGUGUACAAUCAUAUAAUUAGCACUUUGACGCUAACGCAGCUAAAGAAAAUAUUCCAGAACAGAACAAAUUUUGAUCUGCGACGUCUGAUGAGUGGAUCCGAGAGACUAAUAGACAAGCUUAUAACGUUCACUGAAAACGAUGCUGGCUUUUUGUUAGAUUCUAUUUGUUGUCUACAAAUGCCAUCGUCGAGUAGAGACAAAAUAACACAAACCAUACUGACGGAAUGUAGUAAAAUAAAGAAUUUAGUAUUUGGCCUGUUGAUUGCUCAAAAACAUGUGAUAUCUAUUGUGAGAAUGAAAAAGUAUACACUGCAAGUGUCCGAUAUUCAUUUGAUACUCAACCUCGUCAAUUCGACUGAAUCGUUUAAGACUGCCGAGAGUUGGACGCCUAUUUGCUUACCGACGUUUGACGCAAGUGGUUUCAUGCACGCUCACAUAUCAUACUUGGCUGAAGAUUGUCAAGCAUGCCUGGUAUUGUUAACUAUCGAUCAUAAUUUAUUUUUUUUACUCUCCGACGCCAAGAGAAAAAUAACCGAGAAAAUGCGUCGAAACGAUUGUCUGCAAGCAAUCAACGAGGCAAUGUUACGUCAACCAUUGAGUUUAUCGCGGAUCAACAUUGUUGGCCUGAGACAUUUGUUGUACAAAAAUAAAAAUCGAUCACAACAUUGGUGUCCUCCAUUUACAGCUGUGUACGACACUGAUGCACUUCGGCAAAACCUUAUGUCCACGUAUUACUCAUUAAACAGUCAAUUAAAUUUUCCCGGUCGCACGUUAAAAGUGAUCUAUCAACAACUAAUGGCUGAAACUAUGCUCGCUUGGGCGACUGACGACGUAGAAUUGUACAUGUGCUUCGAGCCACUCGUGUCCAAAGAAUGUGCAAUGAACGCAGUUACUAGACUGACGCAAUGGAUGAAAAAAGAAGAAGAUUCUUUGUUCAUUUUCAAUAUACCCAUGUUUUAGAUAAUACUGUCAUGGGAAUUACUUUCAACAUGUGUGAUAUGAAGUUUAAAAUAAUUAUUUGUUAUUUUUAAAAUAAUAUACGAUAUAUAUAUUAUUUUAAUGUCUAUUCAUAUUAUGUAUACAUUUAACCAUUCCUUUAGAUAAACUAAACGGUUAGUCGU
Molecule: messenger RNA, 1813 nt
Organism: Adelges cooleyi (spruce gall adelgid)
Lineage: Eukaryota; Metazoa; Arthropoda; Insecta; Hemiptera; Adelgidae
Gene: Mon1
Product: protein SAND
Exons: 9
Coding region: 267-1652 (461 amino acids)
Biological process (GO): endosome to lysosome transport via multivesicular body sorting pathway; protein targeting to vacuole
Source: RefSeq, a predicted model, not a curated record